Molecule: messenger RNA, 1006 nt
Organism: Moneuplotes crassus
Lineage: Eukaryota; Ciliophora; Spirotrichea; Euplotida; Euplotidae
Source: the annotation of a GenBank genome assembly
CAAAGCUUUCAGAAUAAUAUAAAUGGAUAAAAUGCUGAGUUUUAACAGUCAAGAUUAUGCUUCUUCGUGACCAAGAAGGAUUCUAUUGUCACUUUGAAUGAUCGUUUUACUAAAUUUGGUAUGUGCAAGUCACCAAAGGGUUUUCUCCACUGAUACAGCUGAAUGUAGAGCCUGAAUAGAAUCAAUAAAGAACCAAUGGUGAAGACCCAAGUACGAGCAUAAGUAUGGUAAAUGCACCAUUGAUCAAGACGAGAGUCAAUAUGAACUCUGAAGUGAUACUAAUUCUUCUGAUUAUCAUAAAGGCUACUUAUUAUGCCCUUCAGAUGCUAGUUCUUGUGGGGUCCAGGUCAAAUGGACUGAUUCCCAUCUGGAGCAAUACCAGUUUGUGUCUAAUAAAAUUCCUGCAGAUGGAGUCUGCUGGUAUGAGCUGAGAAAGACCUCUAAUAAAAACUCAGAAUUUAGAGUUGAUAUCACGAGUUUAAAGGGAGAUUAUGAAGCAAAAGUAUUUACCAAAGGGCUUGAUGGAAUUGUAUCUGAAAUCGGUAAUAGUUCAGACAACUUUGGAGUGAAUUAUAAAAGCUCGAUCUUUGUUGUAAUUGCUCCUAGUCACUACUCAGAUACUUCCGUUACCAUCGAUAUAAAGGAGAAAGGGUAUAGGGAAUCCUUUUCACAAAAGUAUCACCGCAUCAUAUACACGCUAUUUUUAACUACAUCAAUCAUAGUUCUCUUACUAUUUUUGUUGAUAGUUUCUCUGUUUUAUUAUUCGAAGCGCCGGUCAAGUCAGAAACAGAAAAUAGUUCUAGAGCCAAAUGAUCAAGCGAAGAGAAUACUUUCUGUGGACAACUCCAAGUCUAUUGUGGCUAACUCUAUGAGAGAACUUAGGUUUAAAUCCUCUAUCGACGGUUCUCUAUAUGAUUCAGGUAAAAGGAGGUUUAAAAGGCCUGUAAAGAGAUUAUCAACAGCACAACUUGGAGUAUAGCUUUGGUACAGUCGAUGAGGAAGAUUU